AUGUUGGAUACGUUGGAUAUUGCGGUCAUCACUGCCUUGGCGCUAGCUGUGGCCUACUAUUUUGGAAAAGACUAUAUAGUUUCGUCUGACCCCCAUUCAUCUGGCUUUCUCGCAGACGAUGGCAGCGAAAAUGAUAGAGAUCUCAGUUCCACUUUGAAGAAGAACAACAAAAACGCUGUUGUUUUUUACGCAUCCCAGACGGGAACUGCCGAGGACUAUGCCCACAAAUUGUCCAAGGAGUUGACUUCGAAAUUCGGUUUGAGAGUCUUGAUUGCAGAUACAGCAGACUAUGACUACGACAAUGUUCAGAAUUUGGACCCAGACUAUCUUUUCUUCUUUGUGGUUGCAACAUACGGCGAGGGAGAGCCAACUGACAAUGCAGUGGAGUUUUUCAACUGGUUGGAGAAUGAGGCGGACCAAUUGGCCAAUGUUAAGUACACGGUGUUCGGUUUGGGCAACUCAACGUAUGAGUUCUACAAUGCCAUGGGCCAAAAAUUGAACGAGAAGCUCGAAUCCCUUGGAGCAGAGCGCAUUGCUCCAUAUGGCCAAGGCGACGACGGAAUUGGAACUAUGGAUGAGGACUUUCUUGCUUGGAAAGAAAGUUGUUUUGACGCUUUGAAGACCAACUUGAGCCUUGAAGAACGUGAACUGGUUUACGAACCUUCUUUCAAGCUUACUGAAGAUGAUAGUUUAUCCAGCUCAGAUGCUGGAGUUUCGAAUGGUGAGCCAAACAAAGCAUAUGUCGAUUUUACCAAAGAUUUGACAAAGGGUCCAUUUGACCACACACAUCCAUACCUUGCUCCUAUCACGAAGACUAAAGAAUUGUUUAACUCAAAGGAUAGACACUGUGUUCAUGCAGAGUUUGAUAUUUCAGGCUCCAACUUAAGGUACACUACAGGUGACCAUUUAGCGAUCUGGCCGUCCAACUCUAAUGAAAAUGUUGCUCAAUUCUUAAAAUGUUUUGGCUUGGCAGAAAAGGCAGACACUGUUUUCUCUUUGAAGGCUUUGGACUCUACUGUGGCGCUUCCUUUCCCAACUCCAAUUACCUAUGAAGCAGUUGUGAGACACCAUUUGGAAAUCUCAGGUCCCAUUUCCAGACAAGCCUUUGCAUCUAUUGCUCCAUUCGCUCCAAAUGAAGACGCCAAGAAGGAAUGUUUGAGAUUGGGCGGAGACAAGUUGGUUUUUGCUGAGGAAAUUCAUGGCAAAUAUCUCAAUUUGGCUGAUGCUCUUUUGUCAAUCUCUAAAGGUCUUCCCUGGACUAGUGUUCCAUUCGUCUUUUUGAUAGAGCUCAUUCCUAGCUUGCAACCUCGUUACUACUCCAUCUCCUCCUCAUCCAUGAGCGAAAAGACCUCGAUCCAUGUUACCGCUGUUGUCGAAGCCGAGGAACACGAUGGCCAUCUUGUCACUGGUGUGGCCACAAAUUUGUUGAAGGACAUUGAAGUUCAUCAAAACCACUCGGAUGACAAGACAUAUGCAUCCUACGACUUGAAUGGCCCAAAGAACAAAUUUAGCAACUAUAAACUUCCAGUCCAUGUUCGGAGAUCAACAUUUAAGUUGCCAUCCAAUCCAAGUACCCCAAUUAUUUUAGUGGGUCCUGGAACAGGUCUUGCACCUAUGAGAGGUUUUAUCAGAGAGAAGGUUAAGUUACUCGAGACGUCACUGAACGCCCCUCUUGGUAAGAUUUUAUUAUUCUACGGUUGCAGAAACAAAAACGAGGAUUUCCUUUACAAGGAUGAAUGGCCAGAAUACUCAAAAGUGCUUGGAGAGAACUUUGAGUUGGACGUGGCCUUUUCACGUGAAGACCCCAAUAAAAAGGUCUAUGUUCAACACAAAAUCUUGGCAAGAGCUAAGGAGAUCAACGCACUUUUGGAAAAAGGUGCAUUCAUCUAUGUUUGCGGUGAUGCAUCGAGAAUGGCCAGAGACGUCCAGUCCACGUUUGUUGAAAUUCUUGCUAGUGAAAGAGGCAUUUCCACUGAGAGAGCGGCCGAGUUGGUCAGAUCUUUCAAGGUGCAAAAUAGAUACCAGGAAGAUGUGUGGUAG
Clavispora lusitaniae ATCC 42720 is the source of this 2040-nucleotide messenger RNA. RefSeq names its product Ncp1p (gene NCP1). The record is from RefSeq and is a predicted model, not a curated record. NCBI's taxonomy places the organism in Eukaryota, Fungi, Ascomycota, Pichiomycetes, Serinales, Metschnikowiaceae. Gene Ontology annotation, cellular component: cytosol. Gene Ontology annotation, molecular function: NADPH-hemoprotein reductase activity; flavin adenine dinucleotide binding; FMN binding.